AUGAUCAAUCUUUCCACAUCGACUGCGGCACACGCAUACGCUUGUCGUACCGGCAGAUCUGUAGCGGUGGUAGAUGGCAAUGGCACCAGUGGUCGAGGAUCGCGCCGUCACCACAGUGGCACCGCCAACGGGUUGGUCAUAACCGAUGGGCUCGAUUUGCUCGAGCCAGGAUAUGCCAGCUUCAAUGGGUUUAGUAACAAUCGCUUUCAGUAUCAAAUACCCACGGUUGGUCAACACUAUGGGAAUGCAUUUCAUUUGGCUGACGACGACGAAGAGCGGGCUGAAAUUAUCGUCGAUCACCAGUCAAACUUCGCGGCAGUUGCCGACACUCUGGAGGAGCAGAUUAUUGAGGAAGAUGAGGAGGAUGAUACCGAAAUGUCCACUGCUGUGGAGGUGAUAUCGAUCGAUCCGAAUUGUGAUUAUGAUACGGACGAAGAGAACGAGGAAGACGAAGAAGAGGAAGAGGAGGAGGAAGUGUUUCUAAAUGAUGAAGAAAUUGAAGAAUUGGUAGACGAAGUUAGUCAAGACCAGUUGUAUGAUAUAGGUAGGGAAGUGUUCCUAAAUGGUAGCCGGAAAGAUUCGUCGCCUACGGUUGCUCUGAAGUACGACGUGACAAAAUGUGAACAAGAAGUAAUUAAGCAGAACGGCGGUGUCGCAAACUGCACGAUUAUUGCUUUAUCGAACGAGCCAGGAACUGCUGAUCGCAGCAAUAGUGAAAAUAAUGGCAGCGAUGCUCCAUGUCAAGCAGGUAGCGCCAGCAGCAUGGAAGAAGAAACUGAAGAUGAUGAUGACCACCAUUCCUAUGACGACGGCCCCAUAGUAGACUUCAGCCCUACCAAAAGCCUGCUUUGGGAGCCCCCAGCUCAAUUGUUGCAGGGUCAAUGUAGCCCGAAAAAACCAUAUUCACACGGGCGCCGGAAACGUCGCUCCAACACCCAGAGGCAGUCAUUUUCGAUGCCCCAUUCCCCGAUCAACGUUGGCGCCGCGAUUGGAGAUGUUGGUGCCCUCAACGGAUCCAUACCGACCAGUCUCAGCUUUGACGGAUUGGAUUCGCUCGUUUGCGACCUAAGCCCGCUGAAAGGGUUGUCCGUCGAAAAGGCUGCCAAUGAAUUGCUCGGCGACGAUUUGCUGGAAGACGAGUUGGCCAAUGCUGCGCAUUUCGAUCUGACCGCGUACAUCACGGGUGAUGAUUCAGCAACGACUGAUGGAACCAGUAAUGGCAAUGUCCAUUGCAGUGGCCCGAUCAGAAAUUUGCCACAACAUCAACACCCAAAAUCGCGCGGCAAAGAGCUGAAAAUGUUGCGUCAACUUAUGUUGCCGCGGGAGCAACAGAGUCCCCGUGCGAGGGCUAUUUCGCGAGAAGAAAACUCGGAGCUUGGAGCGUCGGAUCAGCAGUCGAUUGGUAAGCGAAGCUGCACUGCAAAAUCCACCCGCCUUCUGACGGUAGACGACGACAGCAGUGAAGUGGAGGAUGAAGAUAUAGCAGGGAAACAAAUACAAACUAACGAGCGUCGUCUUGAAGCUCUCCGCAAGGGAACGAAACGACGCGUGAUGGAUGAUACGGAGAAGGAUCCAACGUGGAAUCCGAAUCCGACUAGCUGCAGCAAACCGAAGCUUGAUCUUAAGGUGCUCAGUCAGAAGCAAUCGAGCAUGAUCGAAACUGCGAUUCAUACGCUGUAUGGUAGAGAAACUCCCAAAGCAACACGGGAGCACACUAGCAUUGAAGAAAGCUCGAAAACAACCGUCGAGCCAGUCGUAAAUGGGGUAAAGUUUGGGCAAAUGAUUAAGAAAGAUCUUUUGGGUACAAGUUCGGCUGGUUCCGCCUUACCUAAGGUAGCGUCUAGUACCCACGAGCCACGGAAAAUGUGCACGGUCGAGUCGAUGGCACGCAAUCAUCCGGUCCCCCGAACGAAUGUGCAUCGUAAGAAGACGAACGUGAAACUCGAUCACGACUACUGUUCUCCUAAACGGGGAUCUCUCGUGCAGGUGGGACCCGCUGGUGCACCCGGUGCAGUUGGGAUCCUCGCUGGACAGCAACGUAAAACCAUCGAGAUUCCGUUCCAGCUGCCGAUGCAAGAGCAGCUUCGACAUGAGCGCAAAUUACAGAAGGAGAAAAAUCGAGCUAAACCGAUGGCGACAAGAAAGCCUCAAGAGGAGAUAGGAGCAGCAGGGUCAUGUGCGGUCGAAACUGAUAAUAGCAAAGAUAAGCAACCGCAGCCCGGUAGUCCCGGUUGCAGCAGCUCCGAAGGUGUUAGUGUUACGACCGUCACGCCAAGGGUAGCAACGAAUCCGCCGUCAUUACGCUCCGAUGCCAAGCAUCCGCUCUCGUCCUCAUGUGGCGGGAAACGAACUGAUGUAGAUAAAACAUUUGUAAAUAAGGUAUGUAAGGCAAGUGAUAGCGGUGGCGCUAAUGAAAUUGGUAAAUGCGCAGAAGGAGCGAAGAAGGUGGGCAAGCCCACGCUCUCCAACGAACCCCCCACCGGCAGUGUGAAGCGUCAGGUAUCGUUACUGAAGAUAAAUCAACCCUCGCAUGCAGUAGUCGACCACACGAAACCGGUCGAUGCCAGCCGUUCGGGUCAUGUGAGCCAUAAUUGCCAGGUGAGAAAUGGCGACGUGAAAAAUAGUAGUAGCUGUGCAACGGUAGAAGAAAGCUCGCAAGAAUGUGCUAAAGUGCAGGCUGUCCCGAAACACAUCACUGGCUCAACGCCGCUUGGUGAAGCGGCCAACGAACAACAGCCAGUGGUGGUAGUGCGUAAGAAGUUGAAUCUGCAGGAGUAUAAGAAGCGUCGCGAACAUCCGGAAUCAGCGUUCGAAAGCAGCUCGAAAAGCUGUAUUAAAAGGGUACAGCAGCAGCAGGUGCAGCAAUCGGAAAUCAAAGAAAGAAGUGCUGAUAAUUCCGUAAAUGCAGCCAGCGAGAAUAGCAGUAAAACAGUAGCACCCCUGUUGAAUGCUCAGGCGUUAGACCAACGAUCUGAGCCAAAGGCCACUCCUGUGGACGCGAUAGCAUCGCAGACUAAAGAACUGAUCAAAGUAGAGCCGUUGGAUCCAAUAUCCGCCGCCAAAAUGAAGGCACUCCGUAUGCAACAGUUGAAAAAAGAAGCGGCCAUCAAGUCAAACGAAGCGAAACUAAGUCAAACGUUUCCCCUCAUGCCGAUUGUGCCGCUGGCCGAAAUCACGUCGUUGGAGUUCGACGAGCACGGUAAUCCGCUGCAACUGGACGAGGCUGGAAGAAAGGUUGGUGCUAGCACCUGUGAACGAGAUUCGCUAAAGUUGCACCCAGACUACGAGGAAAUCAUCAUCGUUUCGAUCGGUUGCAACACGGCGCUAACGAUAGAACCGAGCGUUCCGGAACCGACAACGCUAUCAGAUUCCUUGAGCCUUUCACCGACGGGUACCGGCUCCGGUGCGCCAUAUACGCACCAGCAACAACUACCAGGGCGGCAGCAACAGUCGGGCACCGAAAAGGAAGUGUCACUGUUGAUGGAUAUAUCCGACACCAUCAAACGGUGUUGUCCAUCGGUGAACACCAUGCCCGGUAAUUCGCUGUUUGCGAGCAUUCAGGAGGUGGUCAGUAAGAAGUCAAGCAUUGCCAACACCAGUGGAGGUCCUUGCGCGGACACCGGUACGUCAGGGUCCUCACAAACCACCGUUAGUGUGGGUGUGGAAGCCACCGUAGCGGAGAGCGCUGUAACGCUGAAAGCCAACGUCGUACCAUCUCUCGGCGUUGCAGCUCACGGCGACGAGAGACACGAUCAUCAGUACAUGGUGCAUCAAAAUUCACCGUACGUGGGAGUGUCACCUCCAAGUUCCUUUUCUCCGGGAAAACCGGAACGCGCCCACACAUCGAACAGCGGCGUGCCGAUUCACGGUCGCAGUAAAUGCACUCGUCCCACCGGACACGGUACCAGCAAACAAGGACAUGCUGCUGGUACGCACACGACGCCAAACCCCUCAUCGUCGUUCGUUGGCCUCGUCACGUUGCCAAUGACGUGCGAAGGCGGUGCCACGGUCACCGCGGCGGAACACGGUGAAGACAAAGUGAUCAUGCAUUUGCGAAAAGAUCGCAUUCGCACGCCAUGCACCUCGGUAGCGAUGCAAACAGAACCGUCUGCUCGGUUUCCACCGUUGUGCAAACUUGCACCGCUGAAACCUGCAACGGUCCCGCUGCAACAAGGUGGAAACGAAGACAAAGGUACCGCGAUGGUCGAUGACCGUCAGCAGCGCGGUCGCAAGCGAGAAUCGAGGCACAGCGAGCGGCGACACUACAGACGCUACCGUCGCGGUGGUAGUGCAUCGCAGUCCGAACCCGAUUCGGAUGCAGCCGUGCGUUUGAGCAGUCGAUCGAAGUCACGCCAACUUCGCUACACGGCGUGGGAUCGUCACAGUCGCAGCCGCAGCCGUAGUCGCAGUCGGCGUCGUUCCUCACGCCGGCGAUCGUCGUGUUCGUCCCGUUCACGCUCGCGGUCACGCAGCGGAUACUCGCGAGUGCAUCGCGGCGAUCACCACUACCAUCACCAGCAGCAGCUGCAGCAGCAAACGGCCACCGGUUGCAGUGGUGCGAGUUCGCGUUACUCGCGCAGCCGGCGAAAAUCGCGCACGUGCUCGAGAUCAUCGUCGUCUUCGUCAUCGUCCCGCAGCCGUGGUCGCCGUUCGCUUUCUUCAACCUCAUCGUCUAGCUCGAUGUCCUCUUCCACGUCGUCGGAUGGCGAAUAUUCGCACCGGAGGAGAAGUCGAAGCGGUCGCGUGAUCUCACGCAGUCGGUCGCCACGAUCGCGCUCCCGUUCGGGUUUGCGAUCGGGUACGCCGGAUCAGCGGUAUCAUUCGCGCGAGCGUCCAAACCAUCGUCGGACGAUCUCACCGGAACGCAAAAUUGUGUACGUCGGUCGUCUGGAGCACACCACGCGCAAAGAAGACUUGGAGGAGAAGUUCCAACCGUACGGGAAAAUUGUCAAAAUUACUCUGCACCUCAAGGCCAACGGCUCGCGGUAUGGGUUCGUGACGUUUGAGAAGCCGCAAGCCGCGUACGACGCCAUCGAUGCGCGUGGAACCGAUCCGAAUCUGCGAAGUUACGACAUUAGCUUCGGUGGACGGCGAGCCUUCUGCCGCACGCAAUAUGCAGAUUUGGACGGCGAGUUAACCACCGAUCACGACCAUCAGAUGCCGUACGUGAGCAUGGACAUGGAUGGAUCGCUCCUAUUGCCGGCGAGAGCACCGAUGCCCUACAGUGUGCCCUCGAUGUGCCACAAAGAUCAAAUGCUCGGCGCAACAAGCGGUCCCGGCAGCAGCUUCGAGGAUUUGCUGAAGCAGUUCAAGAAAGGAAUUUGCGCCCUAAAGUCUCGGAAAACAUGACCACAUGGCGAUGCCGGCGAUCGGUGGCAGGAGUCGGUCGAGGCGAAGCAACGAGCUGACGAUACACCGUUUGAACAGCAGCCGGGAGAGAAUCGUACUGCCACCGCCAUCCAAAAGACAUAUACAGCAUCCUGGGACGGGUUUCGGCGAACAGCACCUGGAACGUUGCGGACGCUUAUUUUCCUCUCUACCUCAUGUUUCACAAUAAUAAUAAGUAUUUCGUUUCGUGUGGUCACAUGCGCUCUUCCGCUGAAUGGCUUGCAUUGGGACACAAAUAUGAAGUUUCCGAUGAUUUCCACCAUCUGUGGUCGCCGAGUCGAUUGGCGGCAGAGGAGAAUCCAGAUUCAACUAAAAAUAUAAAGGCGUGAUUUUGAAAGACAUACGUUAGUGCGGAAACAAGUGGAAAAUAUCUGUGAUGGUUUCAUUGAAAUCCAGAAGGUUUAUAGGGAAGAGCCGGCCACUGCUUCGAAAUUCAGAGCAAGCUCAGAACUAGGUUUACUCAAAUUACAGAACACCUGCUCUACAGAGGAUAGUCUCUCUUACGUCAAGUAGAUUUCCGAGUUGUUAUUGCGUUAGUGUACUCGAACGACAAACAUCGUAAUGUUGGUUCGAAAAAGCGAACUUCUUCAAAAAGGCUGCACAAUCUUUCAGUUGUACGUUAGUUGGGUAGGAUGCGAAACUAAACCAAUGCAUGCAGUGCUGACUGUUUGUUUUUCUCUCGACACACACGAUAGCGGUUGUCGGGCAGACGCGUUUUCACUCAAACAGUUUCUCCUAGCUUCCGUUGUAAUACGUUUCCAAAAUAAAUUAUCACGCAUCAAACGAAUCAUGUAACG
Anopheles nili is the source of this 6185-nucleotide messenger RNA. RefSeq lists its product as uncharacterized. Gene Ontology annotation, molecular function: transcription factor binding; RNA binding. Bases 1 to 5349 code for a protein of 1782 amino acids. Lineage: Eukaryota; Metazoa; Arthropoda; Insecta; Diptera; Culicidae. Gene Ontology annotation, cellular component: nucleus. Gene Ontology annotation, biological process: positive regulation of transcription by RNA polymerase II. The record is from RefSeq and is a predicted model, not a curated record. The transcript is spliced from 7 exons.